Messenger RNA from Cryptomeria japonica (Japanese cedar), 5622 nucleotides. Its product is annotated as disease resistance protein RPV1. Bases 190 to 3789 code for a protein of 1199 amino acids. NCBI's taxonomy places the organism in Eukaryota, Viridiplantae, Streptophyta, Pinopsida, Cupressales, Cupressaceae. The transcript has 14 exons. Gene Ontology annotation, biological process: defense response to fungus; signal transduction. The record is from RefSeq and is a predicted model, not a curated record. Gene Ontology annotation, molecular function: ADP binding.
AGACGUUAUUGAAUUGGAAACAGCUGUAAAGUUGGGAAUCUCUUUUUUACACGUACAGCCUCUGUUGGCUUUAUACAUAGAGAUUUUGCCAUUAUAACGAGAAAUUCUGUGAUAGGAGUUCAAGUUCUGGAUAGAAGUGUUUGGGUUCAAUCCUUUCUGCCAUUCGUUUCAGUUGCAACUUUUAACAAGAUGGAAGAAUUCAAGAUUGAAGAAUACGUCCCUCCCACAACCAAAAUUCCUUUUCAAAGCGAUAAGGAAUACCAUGUGUUUCUGAGUUUCAGGGGAGAAGAUGUGAGAAAGAAUCUGGUGGAUCAUCUCUAUCAAGCUCUCACUGCUGCCGGACUCCAUGUUUAUAAGGACGACGACAAAUUGGAAAAGGGAGAUCUGAUUUGGCCGAGCUUGGAAAGAGCAAUUGAGAGCAGCGCUGUACUCAUCCCUGUAUUUUCAAGAGGCUAUGCAGAGUCCACAUGGUGUCUCAAUGAGGCGGCCACAAUGGUGAAGACCAAGGGUUUUAUCAUUCCUCUCUUUUAUGACGUGGGUCCAACUCAUGUUAGAUAUCCUCUAGGCAACUCCAGUCCGUACAAGCAAGCAUUUCUAAAACAUUAUAGCCAUUCCGAUCAAAUCCAAAGAGAAGAAAUUGAAUGGUGGAAGUAUGCUCUUCAACAGAUCUGUCCAUGCCUAAAACUUUAUGGGCAUUCAGUUCGAUACCCAAGAGAAGAGAUCGACGGAUGGAAGGGUGCCCUUGAAAAGAUCUGUUCGCGCUCAGGGUGGUCCAUGGAUUUGACUGGAGGUUGCAGUUUCCAAGCCCAGCUAGUAAAGACCGUGGUGAAUGAUGUCAUUAAGACAUUGGAUAAAGUGCCGUUAGAAGUUGCCAAGCACCCAGUUGGACUGGAAAGCGUGACGGAUGAUCUCAUUCAGAAAUUUAAACUCAAUUCAAAGGAAGGUGUUGUUAAAGCUGGAUUGUGUGGCAUUGGCGGUAUUGGCAAGACCACAGUUGCCAAGGCCCUCUACAACCAAGUUUAUACUCAGUUUGACGCUGCUUCCUUUGUGUUCAACGUCCGUACCACUGCAGCAGACAAAACAGGCCUUACAGAUUUGCAGAAGCAAAUUCUUCGAGAUUUAUCCAACUAUAAUGAAAAUGUGCAGAGCGUUGACAAAGGCAUAUCCUUGUUUAGAGAUCGUUUGGGAGGAAAACGUGUGCUUCUCAUUUUAGAUGAUGUGGAUGCUGAGGUGCAAUCAAAUGCUUUGGUUGGGGAUUGGUUGGCCCCUGGUAGCAGAGUCAUUAUUACUUCUAGAGACAAACACAUGCUCCAUUUUGCGCGGGUUUCAUCUGAAUGCAUCCACGAGAUGAGUGGAUUGCAGAUAAAUGAAGGUCUCAAAUUAUUUAGCUGGCAUGCAUUUUUGAGAGAAUCUCCAAUCCCCACUCACGAGGAUCUGUCCAAAAGAAUAGUGGAAGCUUGCAAGGGGCAUCCUCUUUCGCUAGAAGUGAUUGGAGCCUUUUUGUAUGACAAGCACAAUGAAAUAGAUUGCUGGACAGAAGCUGUUGACAACAUUACACUCCAUGCAGACAUUCACAAAACACUCUACAUCAGUUAUAGUGCUCUUAGUGAAGAGGAAAAAGAAAUAUUUCUUGACAUCGCUUGCUUCUUCAUCGGAGAACACAAAAAAAUUCCCAUUAUUUUCUGGAAAUCUUUGUACAGGAGGGUACACGCAGCUAUAUCCAAUCUUUCUCUGAAGUUACUGAUAAAGAUUGAUGAGAAAGGUGUAUUUGAUAUGCAUGACCAUUUGCAGGAUAUGGGGCGGACCAUUGCUGAAGAGGAAAAACAGGGUACCCGACUAUGGGAGACAGCUCAUUUAAGCACCGCAUCGAAUAUUAUCAAUUUCUCUCGCAUUCGAUUGAAUGGAGGUAAUUUGGCAAGGCUUGAGACAGUGAACAGACCUGGUCUACGAUUUCUUCACUUGAAGAAUCUUUUCAUUGACACGCUACCCAUGCUUCCUUCAAGUUUAAUAUGGCUACAGCUGGAAAAAUGUAGCUUUGCAAUACAAGAGACAUUUCAAUUCAGUGUUGUGGGUGACAUUUUGCAAAUGAGGAUAAUGCAAGUACAUGGCGGUAACAUUUCCUUGGACUCUGAUAUGAUUGGCAACCUAUCACAGUUGCAGUAUUUAGGCUUGGGAGGGUGUAUAAAUCUAAAUAACCUCCCUGAUAUCAUUGGCAACCUAUCACAGCUGCAACAUUUAGGCUUGGGAGGGUGUACAAAUCUAAAUAACCUCCCCGAUACCAUUGGCAACCUAUCACAACUGCAGUAUUUAGCCUUGGGAGGGUGUACAAAUCUAAAUAACCUCCCCGAUACCAUUGGCAACCUAUCACAGCUGCAGCAUUUAGGCUUGGGAGGGUGUAGAAAUCUAAAUAACCUCCCCGAUACCAUUGGCAACCUAUCCCAGCUGCAGCAUUUAGCCUUGGGAGGGUGUACAAAUGUAAAUAACCUCCCCGAUACCAUUGGCAACCUAUCCCAGCUGCAGCAUUUAGCCUUGGGAGGGUGUACAAAUUUAAAUAACCUCCCCGAUACCAUUGGCAACCUAUCCCAGCUGCAGCGUUUAGACUUGGGAGGGUGUAGAAAUUUAAAUAACCUCCCCGAUACCAUUGGCAACCUAUCCCAGCUGCAGCGUUUAGGCUUGGGAGGGUGUAGAAAUUUAAAUAACCUCCCCGAUACCAUUGGCAACCUAUCCCAGCUGCAGCGUUUAGGCUUGGGAGGGUGUACAAAUUUAAAUAACCUCCCCGAUACCAUUGGCAACCUAUCCCAGCUGCAGCGUUUAGGCUUGGGAGGGUGUACAAAUUUAAAUAACCUCCCUGAUACCAUUGGCAACCUAUCCCAGCUGCAGGGUUUAGGCUUGGGAGGGUGUACAAAUUUAAAUAACCUCCCCGAUACCAUUGGCAACCUAUCACAGCUGCAGUGUUUAGGCUUGGGAGUGUGUACAAAUUUAAAUAACCUCCCCGAUACCAUUGGCAACCUAUCCCAGCUGCAGCAUUUAGGCUUGCCAGAGUGUACAAAUUUAAAUAACCUCCCCGAUACCAUUGCCAACCUAUCACAGCUGCAGCAUUUAGGCUUGGGAGGGUGUACAAAUUUUAAUAACCUCCUCGAUACCAUUGCCAACCUAUCACAGCUGCAGCAUUUAGGCUUGGGAGGGUGUACAAAUUUAAAUAACCUCCCCGAUACCAUUGCCAACCUAUCACAGCUGCAGCAUUUAGGCUUGGGAACGUGUACAAAUUUAAAUAACCUCCCCGAUACCAUUGGCAACCUAUCACAGCUGCAGCAUUUAGACUUGGGAAUGUGUACAAAUUUAAAUAACCUCCCCGAUACCAUUGGCAACCUAUCACAGCUGCAGCAUUUAGCCUUGGGAGGGUGUAGAAAUUUAAAUAACCUCCCCGAUACCAUUGGCAACCUAUCACAGCUGCAGGUUUUAGACUUGGGAGGGUGUACAAAUUUAAAUAACAUCCCCGAUACCAUUGGCAACCUAUCACAGCUCCAGCAUUUAGACUUGAUGACCUGUCCAAAUUUAUAUAACCUUCCUGAAACCGUUGGCAACCUGCGAAUACUGAGCCGUCGACGCCUGCAAAUACUGGGCCGUCGACGCCUGCGAAGAGAAGGCGCACAGUUGGUGGGAAGAGAGAUUGAAGUGAGAGAUGCGCUCAAAUUUGGAAGUUCGGAGAUGUGCUUUAAUGAUGAUCAGCGAUUGUCAGAGGCCUCUUCAGUGGUACGAGCCAGGAGAAAGCGCAAGAGGCGAUUCUGACAUUUCUGUUUUGAAAUGUCCGGCGUUGCAGGAGCUGGUGCAUGAUACAGAUACAAAUAAUCAGUUGUUUGGACAGUUGACAAUCAGAGCAGUGGUGAAUCGUCUCGCUUGCGGUUCGAGAAAUGGCCAGAGGUUGUGUAGAAGUGGCAAUUAUAUGUUUAAUGGUGUUAUCUAGGAAAAGUGCAGAGGCCACGGAUAAGAUCCAGUUGCAGGAGUAUUGAACAUGGAGACACCCCUGGCAUCAACUUAGCAGUUAGCACACGAGAUGAUUUGAUUUUGGCAUGAGAAAAACUAAAAGCCCAUACCAAUAUCACUUUACAGUAGUAGUUAUAACAAGAAAAAGGCCUACAAGUGUUAAGUUUCAGGCAGGGAGUAGUGAAUCGCCUCCUUUCGGUGCCCAGAAGCUUUGUGAUGUCAACUCGCUGUUGAUGACCGUUAUGGAGAACUUCUAGACAUCUGGCAGGGAGAUUAGAGAAGACCAAGCCAAAAAUCUUCAAGAACUUCCAGAUUUUAUGUCUGCUGCUCUAGAUCAAAUUUACAAGAAGGUAAUCGAAAAUUGUGUUCGUAAGAGAAUGGCUUUAGAAGUGAGUAUUGCAGAGAGCGAAAAGAGGCUGAAAGAACUCUUAGGCACUAAUGUUUAUCAGAAGCAGACAAAGUGGCAUCGACCCUGUUCUAUGCAAGUUCUUCUAGCUCCAAUGGUUGCUGCAUUUAUGGGAGACAUUGGGUCUCUAUUAUGAACACAAAGUAUUGGUGAAAUUUGCUUGGAUGAAUAUAGCAGGAACCGGAUAUCAACAGUAUUUUGAAAAUCUUCAUGGUUAAGAGACCAGUGAAACAUGUAAGGACCUCAUCGAGAAAUUAACUCUCUUGCCGGGAAUAAUGAUAAGUUAAUCAAGAUUACUUCUAGUUGUUUUAAGCAUUCUGCAGAUGAAUAUGACACCAAAGAAAACUUUUGGAGUGCUAUACAGAAACGUUGCAUUAAUUAUCUUCAAAUCUCCAGGCUGAGUUGGCUGAAUUACAUGCAUUGAGAACAAUACUGCAAAGCUAUGUUGUGGAGAAGUCGCACACUAGCUUCUGAUGUUCUUUCUAAUUCAACCCAGGGACCACGUCGAAGUUUGGCAACGACUCUUCCUGCUCCAAAAUUGGCUGUGUAGUCAUCAGCAGCUAAAACAGAGAUGUCUCCACAGUUGGACUCUGUCAUGUUCACCUCCCAUAUGGUAAAACCAGUCUGAAGAAUGAAGAAGACUAUGACUGGGACAAAUUUCAGUGUCUUCCAGUUUCCACCAGAGUAGUUUCUGAAGGCACAUCAGCAUGAAUCUAUUUUAGAAGAUUCGUCCAAACAGGGAAUUGAUUUUCCAGCUAAGGAUUGAUGAUUUUUAAUCAUUUUCUGGAUCUCAAUUGCUUACAGGUUCAACUAUAACAGGGGAAAUCCUAUAAGAUACACGCAAACUCACUUUCUGUAGCUUUUGAAGAACAUAUAAGAUAACAAAAGUGAACUGAACAGAAAGAGAAUCUCCAACAAGAAUCACCAGAUAAAUCAAGUGAAGAUGGCAGUCACAAGGAUCUUUCUUCAUUCCAUUCGUAAUGGUGAGGUAGCUGAUGAGCUACAUAUCAACUCCAAAAGUCCAGUCUAUACGAGAAAACAGAAGCAAAACCUCAAAAAUCAAAUGUCUUGCCAUCCCAAAGGCUUCUCAAUCCUUUGACAUCGUUAAGCCAGGCGAUUUAGCCAUAAUCUUGGUAGAUGGCAUUGUAUUUUUUUUUGGGUAAAAGAUAGGGUCAUUCAAAAAUUUGUUUUGUAAUUAUUUACAAAUUUUAUAAUACUCAAAAUUAAACACA